Carassius carassius (crucian carp) is the source of this 1330-nucleotide messenger RNA. Its product is annotated as transmembrane protein 51-like. The transcript has 3 exons. NCBI's taxonomy places the organism in Eukaryota, Metazoa, Chordata, Actinopteri, Cypriniformes, Cyprinidae. Bases 277 to 1080 code for a protein of 267 amino acids. The record is from RefSeq and is a predicted model, not a curated record.
CUCAACUCUUUACAAAUGAGGAGUAGCACUCGACUUGAUUUUGAACAAAGUUCCUGUCUCCGUUUAAGCACACAAAGUUUAAAAGCAGAGCGAGUGGGACUGGAGUUAGAGUAUUCAUACAGCUUUUCCCUUGAAUGAAAGGAUCCUGUGGAGGUUCGGUUCACCUGCGGCUGGGAGCGACACCUGCCUCAGUGCUACUCUCAUCCUUCACAUUUGGACCACCCUUUCCAGGUGUGAGUGUAUUUUCGUGAGUAUUGAAGAGGAGCAUUAACAGCUAUGUGCUCCAGUGGGCAGCCUCUGUGUUCAGGGAGCGGGCGUUCACCCGCCAAUAGAGAGGGCAGUAGCUCAGGCUCCCAGUAUGCUCUCUGUGCACUGGGGGUGGGCCUGGUGGCCCUCGGUGUUGUCAUGAUCGUGUGGAGUAUAGUCCCUUCUGAAAUGACACCGCUUCACAAUGUUACAAACACGAACAUCGGAAGUGACAGCGGUAAUGAAGGGAAGACCUCGUCUGUUGCAUUUGUGCUGGUUGGAGCUGGUAUUGCCAUGUUGCUCCUUGCUGUAUGUCUCAGGGUGAGGCAAAGGAAGCAAAUGAGACAACGGGAAACUACAGGUGCAGGCGGUGCUGAUUAUGUGGAUCAAGUCCAUAGAGAUCAGGAUGCGGAAUCAACUGAUGAGCCAGCACCCAACUAUGAUGUCCCCACCUAUGAGGAGGCAGUCACCAGUGGACAGUACCCUGUUCGGCAGAGCAACUUGCGACAGAGCUACCAGCUGCCCUCGUAUGAGGAUCUGAUUGGUGCCGUUGAAAAUGAAGGCCAGCAGCCUAGAGAAGGUAAUGGCCAAGAAGCCUCUCAGCCAGCUCCUGGCCCCGCACCCCAACCUGCGGCACCCGCUCGCAGCAGCAGCAGAGCCAGUCGCAUCCUUCGACCUCUCAGAGUGCGCAGGAUCAAGUCUGAGAAACUACACAUGAAGGAUAUUCGUUUGAAUAUCCAAAACCCUGGACGGAGUGGAAACGCCAUUGAACCGCUGACCCCACCACCACAGUAUGAGGACAAGCCCCCUCAACUACCCACAGAAGUAGUGUAAUGAUUUCAAUCAAUGGAUUUUGUUGAGUGUUUGCAUUUGAGGGUUUUUCGAAAAAUGUUGAUUCAUCUGUGUGGAAACAGAAAUUUUUUCUGAGAGCUGUAAAUGUAUCUCAAAAUCUGCCAAAUUAAUGUGCGCUGUCAGUGCUUCUUGGACAAAACACUGAAGCCUUCUUGAAUGUUUUUUUUAACAGAACUUUUUAUAUUUGAAGAAUGGGUUAGAGUAGUGUAUUGUACUUUUUAUUUAAAACUCU